Molecule: messenger RNA, 180 nt
Organism: Penicillium verrucosum
Lineage: Eukaryota; Fungi; Ascomycota; Eurotiomycetes; Eurotiales; Aspergillaceae
Exons: 2
Coding region: 1-180 (59 amino acids)
Source: RefSeq, a predicted model, not a curated record
AUGCCGACCGAAGUACACGACAGUUGCCAAGACUGGUGGCGUUUGUCAGAGAUCAACUUACGGAGGAUUGGUGACUUGACCGAGGAGGAACAAGCGCAGCUUGAUGUCCGCGUUGGAACGAGUAAGAUACCCACUUCCGUUCGUUGGAGGUCCGUAUCGGUCGUCACGCAAGGAACCUGA